AUGAAGGCGGCGGAGGCGAGGACAGCGGCAAACGAGACACUGGCUGCCGAGAAGUUAGCUGCCGAGAGGGAGCGAGUAGCAGAAGGGAAGAAUAAUGCUGACGUAUAUAAUGCGAAUCUAAUGAGAUUGGAGGCCGAGGAGAAGGAGCGUGAACGUCGAGGGGGAGAAAACUUAGUGCGUGAGCGAGAACAAGCUGUCGAUCAACAGUCAACUUCGCCAGGUUCAGAGUCUAUCCCCAAGGCGUCUGCAGCACAACAGCAUCCCGAUACGCUAUCUUCCGGUAGCAAGCGUAAAGUCAGCGGACGGCAAGAGAUAGACAAGCUAGGCGCAGCCCGCCAACACGGGCGACCACCCUUGUCCCAGGCGAGUGGCAGUCCACAACGACCCAAGAAACGUCCAGCAAAAGGCACCUUGCCUGCAACCACCGAGGCUCUAGGAGCCGACGACGAUACCGAGAUGUUCGAUGCUCCAGUGACCGAGACCGAGCAACCACUCACCACUGCUAAUAGAGCUGCUGCUCUAGAGCCGGUAACUCACACGACUGUCAAACUCGCCCACAACGCAGCCAAUGACGCUCACUGGGGUCCUUUUCUCCUUCUGCGGCUCCUCGACAGAUACAUCACCCGGCCUGCAAACCCUCGCGAGAGGCGCUCACCACACCACUUCAACAACGCACCUCCGCCUACCCCAGCGGCCAUCAUGCCUGUACUCCUCCGACUGGUGUAUAUAUUAACAUGGCUCGCGCAAACAGAAGACCUUCACCAUGAAACUAGUAGUGAUGAGGAUGUCAAGAUGACUCCUCCGACUGAGGACAUACCAAUGUCGUCUGCACACGACAUGACCAAGCACGCUAAGCGCCUUGACCUACCUCUCGAUGUCGAGUGGGCGACCGUGCAGCUUGUGUUAUUUGGUUGUGACAAGUGUGCACACUCAGCUAUCAGAUGCGGUGUCGUACAAGGCUGA
This is a messenger RNA of Recurvomyces mirabilis, 963 nucleotides long. RefSeq lists its product as uncharacterized. The record is from RefSeq and is a predicted model, not a curated record. The transcript has 2 exons. Bases 1 to 963 code for a protein of 320 amino acids. Lineage: Eukaryota; Fungi; Ascomycota; Dothideomycetes; Mycosphaerellales; Teratosphaeriaceae.